Polistes canadensis is the source of this 6234-nucleotide messenger RNA. RefSeq lists its product as uncharacterized. Gene Ontology annotation, cellular component: membrane. NCBI's taxonomy places the organism in Eukaryota, Metazoa, Arthropoda, Insecta, Hymenoptera, Vespidae. Bases 455 to 5704 code for a protein of 1749 amino acids. The transcript is spliced from 21 exons. The record is from RefSeq and is a predicted model, not a curated record.
GCGUAAACAAGUCGUGUCGCUUAUUGGUCACUUUUCUUCCGUGCAAACUCGCCGUGACGAUGCAACGAGCUCGGAUUCGUACCGCUUAUGGCGCAGGCGCCACUAAUGCAGUGCACGUCUGUGUGCACCGCUGGUGUGCACGGCGGUUCUUCGUCGAUUUAGAGAAAGAAAGAGAAUAAAAAAGGGAAAGAGAGAGAACAAUAAAAAAAAAUAAAGAAAGAACAGAGAAAAAAAAGCGUGGAACAAAAAAAAUAAGAAAUAAACGGAUUCACGGAACGAAGAGAAGAAGUCGUGUGUGUUAGUUCCCACGAGUAAGGUGUAUUUUUAAAGUGGUACGGCAAGAUUAUGUAGUGUCCGGUGUCGGUGAAUAAUCGGAAGUUAGAAGGAAGGAAGAGGGAGGUGCGGGAGGGGGUCAGGCUUUCUUAGCGGCAAGGAGAAACAUCAACGCAAGGAAAUGAAGAUGAGUUUCUCUUUAACCUCACUUCAGCCUUCUAGCAAUAGUCUAGAAAGGCGGAAGCAAGUGAGUGUGCCCUUAGAAAGACCGUACAACAGUCUUACCAAAAAAAGAAAAGAUCCCAAACAAAUGCAGUGUCAAAGAAUGUGGACUAACAGAGAAGAUAGUAAAGAUGACUUUUGGGCUGCGAUACGCUCUAAUUAUGAUUAUAUUAUGGAUACUAAUUUAAUUGAUAGUUGUAAGGAAGCGAAUGGUGAAUUAACUUGGGAUGAGACAGAUGUAUCCACUCAGUCUUGGAGUUUGAAGGAAGUUAGUUGCCAAUUUUCAGAACUCUAUUCGUGGUUAAGAGUUCUUCAAGAGUUAGUUUAUUCUAAAGAAGAAAAUCUUUUGAACAAAAGUCUACGCGCGGCUCACAUGGCGGAGUUGCGACGUAAGGCAUACAGAAGAAAAUUGUUCAACGAACAAGCAGAAAAAUUAGUAUCAUGCACCCCUGCAUUAAAAGAUGAAGUGGCGUGGCGUGUUAAUCACUUGAACGCAAAGUGGGAAUUAGUUGAACAAAUUAUGGCACCUGUAGAACGUACUGUCUCUGACGAACAGGAUGUAUCUGCAGACUUCGAACAUGAAGUUAAAUGCUUAAGAAAGUGGUUACGAGAAAUGGAAUCGCGUCUGAAACCUUUGAGUCUUCACGUAGAUUGGACAUUAGCAGAAUUAGAAGAAAAAGCAAUGGAGCAUAUGAUACUUCAACGAGACAUAGAGGCACACGGGCGUAUCGUAUCUUCUGUCGUGAAAUUGAGCGAGAUAGUUUUCAAACAACAAAAACAACAACAGUCAUCCCAGUCAUUGAGAAUUGCAAGAUCGCUCGAGCGUCGCUGGCAUCUUCUUUUUUUACGAGCACUCGAAUGGCAGUGUCAUAUAGAAACUUUGGUAUCCCGAGCCAGCAACAAGAGUGGUGUUUCUUGCCAAUGCAGUAGCGAGAGCGAUGAGGAGCCGGUCACGAAACAACCUCGGUUGAGUCGUAGCAGACAAUCUUGUGGCUCCGGAAGAGAAUCUCCUACCUCUACUACUACUACUACUACACCGACAACUACGAACACUAACAGCAAUACUACUACUACUAAUACUAAUACGAAUACGAAUACUACUACUACUACUAUUGCCAAGUAUCUUCGUUCGAAGCAAACAAAGCGUCUUAGGUCUCGAGUACGGAAAGAUUCGAACGGUACGAACAGUUCGAGAAACGAUUUUUCAGACAGCGAUGCUUCAUCUGAGAAUCGAUCAAUCGAUGAAGAAGGAUCUUAUUUCGAGGACGAAUUAUGUCAAUUCUGUGUGAUGGAUGCUAGAUACGAGGAAGCUGAAAAUUGUUCUAAUAGAAUAUCAUCGCACAUUAAUACUAGUCUAACGAUAGAAACGGGUGAUCAGGGUGAAGAGGCUGACGUAGAAGAAGAAGAAAAAGACGACGACAUGCCACCGACACCUAAUACCGUACCGAUGACGUCGUCAAAGACGACUAUAGUACGAAAUCAGCAGCAGACGGUUGAACAGACGAAAGAAGAAUCAUCCGUAUCGUCUAAGGAAACUUUGAAGAGGCGUCGUUCACCGACUCCGUCGACAAGUGUAUUGCCAGUUGAAGAAACUGCAUCGUUUAACACGUCCGACAGAAAGUCUAAGAAUUGCGCCAUAUUUUACUUCAAACAUUUGGACACGGAUUCCGAGGUAGAUUGUUGUCAGGCAAACGAAGAAUCCACAAACAUGGUGGAUGAUUCUUCCGAGGAGGAAUGGACUUACACGUCAUCUCGUGCUAAUAAUUAUGUUUCUACCGAAGAAAGGAAGACCAACGUGGUCGUUCGAUUGGAUUUCAACGAGACCCCGCGAGUCAGUGUGACGGAAAAUGUUAGAUUCGUUGAGAAUGAUGAUAGGAGGAGGAGGAUGGCUGAUGUCAAAGAGAAUGAGGAGGAGGUUGAUAAAGAACGAAUAUGUAAUAGACUGAUGAAGAAUGUCGAGCACGAUGAACAGGAAGAGGAAGAGGAGGAAGAGGAGGAGGAGGAAGAAGAGGAAGAAGAGGUGGAGGAAGAGGAAGAAGAGGAGGAGGAGGAGGGUUCUGCAAUAGUAACAGCAGAAACGAUAACGGAUGCUCCGGAAAAGGAUAGCGAUGACGAUGCGAAGAGCGACAAAGUGAGCAUAGGAAGGCUGAUAAAGGAAGUUGAAAAAUUAGUUAGGGAGGAGAGACAAUCUAAUUUUCCCCGUACGUUUCCACCUUUAAUAUUUGAGGAAAAAAAGGGAACCGCGAUGAAUCAUCGUGCCAAAUAUGCUCGUAUUAAGGAAUGGCUUAGAAUGAACUCGUCUACAAGGGGUCACGAUGUUGCGAGAAACGGUGGUGGAUUGUUGCAGUCCCUAGAUAGCUGUGACGCGAGUGGGGAAUACACGACAGAGGAAUCCGAUGGGGAGAGGCAAUCAGUCUCGUCAGAAGAUCUUCAGAGUAGUGUCGCGACCUAUCGUCGCUUUGAAAGCGGUGCUCUAGGCUGUGCACAAUCCCAGUCAAUGUCGCAAGAAAUAAUAGAAGAUUUAGAUAAAACACCGGUUAAUGAAAAUCGUCCGGUUAUGAUGUUGGAUAGCGGUGGUAGUAGUAGCACGUCCAAAGUUGUUAUGCGUUCCAGACAGAAAACCAACGGUUCUAGACCUUGGAGCGUUUCUUGCAUAUCGCAGAUAGCUUCGAGCUCCGCUUUGAAUCAGGUCAACGAUUCUAUCUCACAAUUCUCGAUCUCGCAAUCUGAGACAGCACUGCAUCAACUUGUAGUCUCGCCUCCAACCAAAUCUAUUUCCUUGGAUGCCGCUGGUUCGCCUAAGUCAUUUAAUAAUUCAACUUGUACGUUGUUGGAGGAAUCGAUCAUUUGUCAAGAUGGUCGUACAGCGAGAAAUAGUUCCUUACGUAGGAAGAAAAGUAGAUUGAGGAAGAAACACUUGGGUCGGAAAAGUGGUUCUAGUUCCGAAUGCGUUAGCGGAAAUCAUCAUUCGGCAGGAAGCGAUGGUAGUUUAAAUCAACAAAGAUCACCUCGCAAAACUAACGCCAAUCGUGUUGUUAAUGGCGUAUUGCGUGCUGCAGUUGUUCCGAGAGAAUGUUACGGGCACUCGACUAGUACUACUCUCGUCAAAUCUGGUUCAUUCUCAGGAUGUACAGUUCAUCAACAGUUAAAUACAGAAACAACGACGUUGGCUGUGGGCAGCAGUGAUCCAUCCUCUUCUUUGAUACUUGCCACAAUGCCUUGCUGUCGUGACUUCGUAGCAUCGAAUGACGCGGAAGAUGAUCAACGCAGUAGUUGCAUCAAAGGUUGUUCCACUUACGAAGACAGUUUAUUAGACACCGUGCUAAAUAGCAAAGAACUUUGCAAUCGUCAAUCAAACGUAGACAGCGAUAUAGAAAUGAAUAGUCUCGGUAAUAAUUCUUUCUCCGAGCAAGCUUGGGAUAAUUAUCAGGAAAAGUAUAUGAGCGAAACGUACAGCGAAGCACCGGACGUUGAAACGGCAAGAAGAUUGUUGGAAUUUGGCGAUGAUUAUAGAAAUUUCCUCGACAGCCAAUCGGAUUGCGCAUCCAGUAGCAUGAGCGCCCUUCCUGGUAGUUCUGCAGUCAUGCCCCGAAAUCGCAUGCGCCAUGAAGUAACAACGGACACUACGGAAGACAGUGACAGCGAUAUCGAGGACAUUAGAAAUGUCCUUGACAAAUCACAAUCGCAAUGCGUCCUAGCCGAAAAUCUUUUCGUAAGAUCUAAUGGAACCCUUCCGCAAGAUUGUGUCGAAGUGGAAAGUGCGUGCAGGGAUAACUUGAGAUGCCUGAACACGUUGCUAGAAUCGAUUAGUGGAUCAUUCAGGACUGAAAAAUAUACGAAGCAAGUUCGUGGUGCAAUAGAAAGAUGGGAAUCGUUAGCUUCCCGGGUGGAGGAAAGUCGAAUGGCGAGUUCACUUCAUAAGGAAUUAUCAGCUAUGUUGUUGGAAUUUAAAGCAUCUCACGACAGGCUAAUGGCUUACGAGAUCGUAUUGAAACAACCUCACGUUCUCGACGAUCAAAUUAAUCGAAUUACGGCCGAAUUGAUUUCACUAAGGGAACGGAAAGCUGCUAUGCUCGCGUUAAAUGUUUCCGCACAUCGAUUGAUUACCGAUUUGGGUGCUUCAACGUCUUUGAUUUUUACCGCAUUGAAAGACGGCGUUGCUGAUCUCUACAGAGUUUGGGAUGAGACCUUUCAAAGAGGAAAUCAACGAUUGUGUGCUCUUCAAACGGUUCAACAGUUCAACGUACGCCUUUCGGAACUUCAGUGUGAUUUGCGCAGAGACAAGGAUACAUUAGCAGUAUUGGAUGUUGCAUUGCAAGCUGGUGCUACUUCGGAAGUUGCAUCUUCCGUACGUCACGUGGCACGCCUUUUGUCGGAGAAACAAGAAGUAGUUCAUUCUCAGAAUGAUACUGUGAUAAUGAACGAUGCUACGAUCGUUGAAGUAACCGGUUGUCCAUUGGCAAAGUUCACUGAUCAACAAUCAACUACUCUGUUGAGUCAAGAAGGUGGUUCAUUAUCGGACAGUGGAAUAUCCGAUAGUGGUAGCGAACAGGAACUUAGCGAACGGGAAAGAAGAUUGGCUGCGCUUCGCCGUUUAACACGUAGCUUGGAAAAUCAAUUGGAUCCAGGUAGCGAAGCAUUGGCCGAACUUUGGAAAAGGGUCGAGGACGCUGAACGCGAGUUACGCGAUCUGCAAAAACAGUGUCGCGAAUUGAUCGUUCGUACUGCAGCCAGCGUUGAAAGUCGUACCGUUAAAAGGAUGAUGGUGGUUGGUCAACAACAUCAUUAUCGUAACGACAAACGGAAAAAGGCAUCAUCCGCUAACGGUGAGAAGAACAUUGACGACGAGGAAGAUGACGAUGAUUCGAUUAAAGAUCAAUCAGAAAUGGAAUCCGCUUAUCAUCAUCAUCAUCAUCACAUUGGUGGUUGUGGUAGUAGCAGUGGUGGUGGUGGUGGUGGUGGUGGUGUUAUCGGAGCUGGUGGAUGUAGGACCAAAUCCGAGGACAUUGGUGAUCCGGAAAAUGAACCGGACAUACCUCACAGUUGGAUAUGGCGUAUACUGAGGGCUGCCUUGCCCUUUCAGUUGGCUCUAGUCGCUUUAUUCUGUGCCGCUUGUCUUCUCGAACCACAUUGCUGCGAAGCUGCUAACACCCUCAAUCUUUCAUUGACACCGCAGCUUCGUUACGUCAGAGGACCCCCACCAGUGUAAAUAAAAAAAAAAAAACAAAAAAAUGGUUCCUGCCCAUUUCGAUUAUUCGGCAGAUUCCGUUACUGCACAGAUUAUUAUGUUUACGUUUGAUCGCGUAUGUAUGCGUGUAGGAUGUAUGGAUGUAUGUAUGUAUGUUUAUGCAUUUUUCUACGAGUCACAUGAUGUUUGCUCGAUGACACUGCCUGCCCCCUCAAUCGUUCGUAACUCUAUCGACAGCUGAUGAUUAUUUUCUUUUCUAGUUUACGCACGUACUCUCUUCGCUAUUUAUUUUUUGUUUUGUUAAUAUAUAUGCAUUUUAUAUAUGUCCGUUGUUUCAUUUGUACCGUGUGUGUUUGUCUUUUCACUGCCAAUCGUUCGGAAUAUUUUCAUUACGCUCAAAUUAAAUUAAAAUUACGCGAAGCAGAUGACAACUGGAAAAGAAGGGUUGUAUUUGUUACAAAAAACGAACAAAUGAUUUACAAAUUUUAUUUUUUUUUUUAUUCGUUCAAAUAAAAUUCUUUCGAGUUACGACGAUCGAGCACCACAUGUGU